Molecule: messenger RNA, 4560 nt
Organism: Dreissena polymorpha
Lineage: Eukaryota; Metazoa; Mollusca; Bivalvia; Myida; Dreissenidae
Product: transient receptor potential cation channel subfamily M member-like 2
Exons: 28
Coding region: 662-3880 (1072 amino acids)
Biological process (GO): calcium ion transmembrane transport
Cellular component (GO): membrane
Molecular function (GO): ligand-gated calcium channel activity
Source: RefSeq, a predicted model, not a curated record
CUGCACCCAUGCAUUGUGUUAUACCCGGAGCUCAAUACGAAAGACAUUGUAUUUCAUUUUCAGAAAACGUAAAGUUUAUUUUGUGUGCGGCAUGGUGAUCUUUGUAAGCGAAUUGUCUGUAGUGUUAAGGUGUGAUUUUUUUCUAAUGUUUUAUCAUUGCGUUAGUAAAUUGCAUAACACACAAGUACACGAACAUUAUUUAAACGCACAGUGUAUUAUCGGAGGUUUUAAUAUAAUAUCUCUUGUUAAAACUACCACGGUUUAAACAGUAAUGAUGUGAUUAACACUAUCAUUUUGUAAAGAUAAUCAUACAAACGAGCUACAACCCAACCAUUGAUUCGAUUUCUGACUCAGAUUUGACAAGGAAGGACUCGUCAGUGAUUUAACUAGACAUACAGAUGAUAUACUGGAUCUGAUAGGUAGACAUUGGAUCUAAAAAGCUCCAGUAAACAUCAAGAAUACAAUUACAGAAAGAAAACAAAUAACCUUAGCUGGGCUUGAACCACUGAACCCAGGAGUAAAAGUCUAACGCUUAGACCACUCGGCCAUCAAUGCUCAUCCAAUGAGAAGAAUGCAAUAUCGUUAAACUGUGUGGUGGCAAACAUUUACCUUGCGAUUUCGGGCGGAAAGACCGGGAGUCAAAUUACAUCCAGGCUCUGAGAUGAUGGGGAGUGAACGUGGUUCAAAUCCAGGUGUUAAAACAACCGAGACUGAAAAACUAAAACAAUUCAAUGCAAACCUUAUUAUAUCCGUCAUUGGAAAUAUACAGAAAGGGGAGGAACAAAAUGACGCCCGUCAACUUGUGCUUAGGUCACUGGCAGAAAUUGCAGAUAGCAGGGGCACGUGGAUUAUCAGUUUUGGUACGAAAGAGGAGGCCAUUCAGUUUCUUGAGUUGAAGCAGAGCAGUUACAAUGUCAACGAGAAAUCAAUCGAAUAUCAUAAAACGACGUUUGGUGAAGGCAUUCUGGCACUGGAUCAAGACGUCAACAAUAAUAUACACGCAGCAAAACAAAAAUAUCUGCUAUUGACUGACAAGACAGAUCUUGAAUGCUAUAAAGACUCUUGUAGCAUGUCAAAAGAUGAAAAAUCGGUUGUCAUUGUUGUCGGAGAUGACUUGCCGGUAUUAGAGAAGGCUCACUACGCCGCCACGCACGGUAUCCCUGUAGUUGUCGUUAAAGGAUCAGGAUCUGUAGCUGAUUUUAUUGCAGCAGGCCACAACCAGUAUCCUUUGACCGACCCGUAUGUUUUGGUAGAGAACGUGCUAUCUACAGAUGAAGCAAUGGUCAUAACAAAAGACAAGACGAAACUCGACAGAUGCGUUCAACUGCGCACAGAAAUUCUCGAAGAAAAAGAAUAUGUUAACAUUUACAAGAACGAUGACGGGACUGAAAUACAGGAUGUCAUUCUUUUAGCCUUAAAGAAAGCACAUCCUGUAUAUCCGAAAUUGCUACUAUCUCUUGCUUGGAGGUGGAACAAAAUUGAUUUCGCUCGCAAAGGGAUACUGUUUCAAAAAACGACUGCUGAGAACGAAACCACAUCUGUAACCAAAGCUGCACUUUGUUCUACCCUAUUUGCAACAUUGGCAAAUGAUCAAGCGGAUUUCGUCGAACUGCUGCUUCGAAAAGAAUUGAAAGUAGACGUCACAACGUUAAUCAACGUCUGUACCUUGCAGAAAUUAUAUAGCAAUGUGCUGGAUCACAAUACCAUGAACGAUUCAAUGAAACUGUUUAUGAAAAAUCAACUGUCAUCGAUGCAUGGACCAGUACUAGCACAUACAAACAAAGACAGUCAUGACGGCAAAGAGCGAACUAAAUCUGACGUUGUUGGCAAUACAAGAUGGGGCAAAAAAGACGAAUGUCAGCCUAACAGGAAAUGUGAGUUGGAUCUAAUCUUGAGAGUUGGACGGCUCCUAUGUCUGAAGCUCAAUGAUGAUAAUAUGCGAAAUCCGUAUCUACCUAAGGAUGCUGACGAUGGAACUGAAAGGAAAAUUGGUUUUGUAGAUCUAUUUCUAUUUGCCGUAUUAUUUAACCGUCGAAAGUUGGGGGAAUGUAUGUGGAGACAUUGCCAGAACAAACUUGGGGCAGCUUUGGUCGCAAGUUCAAUUCUGAAAACAUUUGCAAAGUCUGCAGGACGAAAUCUGGAAUUACAACUGUCGACAGAUCUCAUGAAUCAUUCAAGCUUUUACGAAAAGAAAGCAUCUGAUGUCCUAACGGAAUGUUUCAAGCGAGAUAAGAAGAUGGCUCAGGAUUUGUUGAUAAAGAAACUUGAGCCGCCAUUUGAUUUAAUGAGCCCAUUAGCAUUGGUGGACAAUAAUUACCUCAAAUAUUUCAUGGGUAAUGAAUGUUGCCAAACGAAACUCAACGGGAUUUGGAGAGGAAAAAUUGCAACUCAUUUACCAUGGUGGAAGAUCCUUCUGGCACUUUUCAUGCCAAUUUUCAUAUUUGGAAUCAAGUUUACCACGAAUAACAGACCGUUUAAAGUACAGACAUUUUGCGGCAGGAAACCAAACAGAAACAAGGGGAACCCGGUGGACAACCCGGACGAACAUGCUCAAACAAGUGGCGGCACGAAACGAAAAAUAAACAAGGUGAACCCAGGGGACAAACCGGACGUACUUGCUCAGACAUGUUGCGGCACGGACAAAGCAAAAACAAACAAGGUGGAACAGCAGAACAAACUUCACUACUACUUAAAUAUCGGGAAGGAAUCGUCUAAGCCGCAGUUGUACAGCGUCGGUAUGCGUUGCAAUCAAAAAGAUGGAGUGAUACAAAUAGUUGAUGCCAUGUACUACUUGUACACAUCACCUUUUUCAGUGUACACUCUUAACAUGCUGUCCUAUGUGAUUUUCAUGUUCUACUUCUCCUACUUCAUCAUCGUGGAUUUGGAUGAGGAAACUUCCUUCAGAGAGUACACAAUCUGGGCUUGGGCGGUUACAAUGUUCGUUGAGGAAAUGAGACAAUUGAUCACGCAUAGAACGCCUGGACUCAAUAGCAAAAUCAAAGUUUGGAUUGGAUCCCACUGGAAUAAGUUUGAUCUGCUGAUAAACAUUCUUUUCAUCACGACUGUUGCUUUGAGAUAUGAACUGUCAGGGAAUGCAUUUCAGUAUGUCCGCUUUCUAUACAGCAUCACUGUGGCUAUGUACUUCAUGCGGUUUCUACAAGCAUUUCUUGUUGCCAAAAACAUCGGUCCAAAAAUUAUUAUGAUAAGGAAAAUGUUGGUCAGCCUGCUGUCAUUUUUGGGAAUCUUCAUGGUCUUCUUUGUCAGCUUUAGCGUUAUGUACCAAGCCAAUCUGUACCCAAACUCGCCUCCAAGCGUCUCCCUUUUGAAAAAGUUAGUUUACAAACCAUAUUGGCAAAUCUUUGGAGAACUGUUCUUGGAUGAACUUUCAGGCGAUGAAUAUGGUGAUUGCACAACGAAUGCAACCGUUUGGAGAUCCGCAGGCGGUCAAGGUCGUUGUCCAGAAAACACCCGCCUGGUCAUAUUUAUUGGGGCAAUAUAUGUUAUUCUUACUCAGAUCGUUCUUGUUAAUUUGCUGAUAGCAAUGUUCAGCAACACAUUUGAAAGUGUUCAUGAGCAGUCUAGCCAGAUCUGGAAGUUUUACUGGUACGGUAUUGUGCGUGAAUAUUACGAGAGACCUGUGUUUUGCCCUCCGUUGAUAAUUCUGGUUCACAUUUAUCGCACGAUACGCCAUGGAGUAAAACGAUUACAAAAACGUGUCUCGGACAACGAAUUUCGACUGAGCGAUGAAAAUCUGUAUGGAAAACAGUUGUUGAAAUUUGCUGAGGCUGCAACUGAUCGGUAUCUUCAGCAAACGAUACAAGAACGAGGUGAAAAUAAUAAACCAGAACGUGAAGCAACGAUAUACAAGAAAGUGAAGUAAAUGAUACAAACACGUGCAGUAAUCAUACAAAAAAAAGUUCAGAAAUGUUGACUAAGAACGUGAAUAAAUGACACACAACAACGUGGAAAAUGACAUACAAUAACGUGAACCGAUGGUAUACAUAAUAUGAAGGAAUAAGAUACAUAAACGUUGAUUAAUUAUUCACAAAAGUGAAACAACGGCUAUAAACGUAUAAUUAUCCACAAAUUAUGAGUCAUGCACAUACGUAGACAAACGAGGAUAGUGAUAUUGCAUACUGGUUCUCUUUGUUACUUUAAAAUGUGAAUCGCAAGGUUAUGAGGUUGAAUUUCAAUGUGAAAUCUGCGAUAAAUUGAGUGCCUUUAAACACGUUUAAACCCCCUUUGCCUGACGCCAAGCCUUGAAAUGUGAUUACACCAGUUUGGCUCAGUUUAUUGCAUUAGUAUGUGACUUUUUUCUAGUAUGAACAUGUUUCUUACUUUUAAUAACUUAAAGUGAAUGUAAAUAGGGGUUUGCCUCCUAAUUGUGGUUUAGUAGUUUUUAUAUAUCUUACAUUUUUAUUACUUUUUUUAUUAUUUUUUAUUAUGUUUUAUUUUUUAUUUACUUUUUGAUACCAUUAUUUACUAACAAUGAUUUAUUUUCAAUACGAAAGCCUUUGACAUGUUUAUUAUGAUUUUAUUGAAAUAAACUUACUAUCAUAU